ACGACAAGCAAGAUUCGCUAGCGCUACACUCUUCCGGUUUUCAGCUUACAAACGCCAACCUGAGAUCGUGGCCAAGAUGCAAAGUGGCUAGUCGUCAAGGCACCACAAAGAUCUUCGUUGUGAAGUGUGCUGCGAAUGACCUCCAUUCACGAAGCAAGGUCGCGUUCAGUAAGCAGACGCAUGAAGCGCCCGAGGUUGACGACGAUGCAAUAGUGAGCUAUGGGGAACAGGCAUUUUGCGAUCAUCAAGGUCUUGAAGACCAAGUUGUCGUGCGGCGCAAGGUCUCUCAGCAAGCAAGGACACAUAUUGCAGGUCAUUGUGCCAGUUUGCCGUCUUCUUGGAUCAAUUGGCCUAUUUGAGAGAACAGAGCUUGACAAGAAAAGAGCGGACAAGCUGCUUAAGCGAAAGCGACGCUUACGAGAGCAGAAGCACUCUUUAUGGGCAGCUGAUGGCUAUCGAAUCCAGUAUAAAUAGCGUCUAGAUUUGAUGAUGAGGGGAUGUUGGCC
Protomyces lactucae-debilis is the source of this 506-nucleotide messenger RNA. RefSeq lists its product as uncharacterized. The transcript has 2 exons. The record is from RefSeq and is a predicted model, not a curated record. Bases 220 to 474 code for a protein of 84 amino acids. NCBI's taxonomy places the organism in Eukaryota, Fungi, Ascomycota, Taphrinomycetes, Taphrinales, Protomycetaceae.